CCUGUAUCCAUCCCUCUUUGUGACCAGGUGUGACGGUGAACAAGGACCCUGAGGCGUGCAUGCGGCACGCGGGCUCGGCCUGCGAGCACAAGUGCGGCAAGGAGCAGGACCCGGUGUGCGGCACGGACGGCAGGACCUACCUCAACAGGUGCAUGCUGCAGGUGGAGAUCUGCAGGAUCGGCAUCCAGCUGUCACACCUGGGCCCGUGCAACAACAUCUCGGCGCACAGGGAGAACUGCCCCGUGAGCUGCGAGCAGGCUCCCAUGGACGGGCCCAUCUGCGGCUCGGACGGCAACGUGUACAAGAACACCUGUCAGAUGAAGCUCCUCACCUGCGGGCAGGGUGUUGUCCGGACCAACAAGAAGCACUGCCAGACGACGCGCCACUGCAGGGAGACGUGCUGGAGAGUGGCCAGGCCCACGUGCGGCUCGGACGGCCAGAUCUACACCAACGCGUGCCGCAUGAAGAGCAAAAACUGCGGGAAGCACGUCUUCGAGGUGCCCAUGUCGUUCUGCAUGACCCAGGAGCGAACCUCUGGCGGCUCCGGCGGCGCGGCGGCCAGCGCGGCGUCCGCGUCCUGCCCGACGUCGUGCGAUGGCGAGAAGGAGCGCCUCACGUGCGGCUCCGACGGCAACGUCUACCGCUCCGAGUGCGAGCUCAAGAUGCUCAACUGCGGGAGCGCGCAGUCCAGGCGGAAGGUGGUGCGGGUGGACGUGGAGAAGUGCCGCGCUAGGAUCAACAAGUGCAACAAGGUCAAGUGCACGGCGCCCUCGGUGGACUCGUGGACGGACCCCGUGUGCGGCACCGACGCGCGCACCUACUCGAGCAAGUGCCACCUGCAAGUGGCGACCUGUCUGAAAGGCAUCCAGAUGGCGCACGUCGGCGAGUGCGCGCCGUUGGCCCAGACCGAGCAGUGCCCCUCGUCGUGCCCCACUGACGACAAGCCCGUCUGCGGCUCGGACGGCAACACCUACCGAUCCGAGUGCGAGCUGAAGCGGGAGACCUGCGGGCAGAAGGUCGUGUCCGUGCCGCAGCAGCACUGCCGCACCACGGCGCUCUGCAACCAGGAGUGCGGCCCCGAGAGGAACUUCGUGUGCGGCUCGGACAACAAGUUCUACCGCAACGAGUGCGAGCUCAAGAGGGACAACUGCGGGAGACACGUGUUCGUCGUGCCCAUGAAGCGCUGCCUCCUGGGCUUCCAGUUCCGCGGCUGCCAGCGCAUCUGCCCGUCCGUGUACGACCCCAUCUGCGGCUCGGACGGCAAGACGUACUCCAACGACUGCUUCCUGGAGUUGGAGAACUGCCGGUCGCGCGCGCUCGUCACCAAGAAGCACCACGGCGUGUGCGGCCAGCCCGUCCCAGAGGCGCAUAACUACCUGUACCGCUAGGCGGCCUCGCCCGCCCCGGACAAGACCCUCAGCGAGACCCUGGAGCGCACUCUGGCACUGGGCCUCGGCCCUUGGAGUGUUCUGGGCAGCGGCCUUCCCUCUAGUCCGCAGCGUCAGCCGGCGUCGGCCGGCGUCGAGAUGGCGCCUCACCGGCUGCAGGUCGCGACUGGAAAUGUCCAGAGAUCGACAAGCAGUGACCCACCUAGGAGGUUUCUUUGGCCUUUCUCUCUUCCCUCACCCAUCGGGCGAGACUUUCGUCUAGAAUCCUCACGCGUGAAAAUUUUUCAACUUUUUAGCAAUUGAAGGUUGCUUUAGCUCGGAGUUCUAUACGAAGCGAAAAAGGCGAGGACACUUCUACUUGGGACGACAAGGAUUUCAGACUGCUCGCUGACUAUUUGCUCACAAGACGGGGGGAUUUAUGCAGUUGUAAGGAGGGCCAAAGAAUCCUACUUCUGCUUUCAAACUAAGGUGGAAUUGGCGCUCUCUUGCCAGCAGUAUAUAUAAAAAGAUUGAAUCAAAUUUUAUUCUUGCAGUAUUUAUUGACAUUCUGUGAUUUUUUUUAAAAAAUGAAUUAGUUUGUAUUAUUUAUUUAUUUGUUGUGUUUGAGAUGUGUAUUUGAAGAUGAUGCUGUGCUGCACAAUGCAACACUGAUGGUUUUAUCUUUUUUUACGUCUUACUUGCCAUGUGCUAUUCUUUUGUAUUGAAGCCUUAAUUUAUUGAUUGCAUAAUUUUCGUAGAGAAUAAUAAAAGAAAGAAAACGUA
Messenger RNA from Frankliniella occidentalis (western flower thrips), 2150 nucleotides. Its product is annotated as agrin. The coding region runs from base 60 to 1388 and encodes 442 amino acids. The record is from RefSeq and is a predicted model, not a curated record. The transcript has 8 exons. Lineage: Eukaryota; Metazoa; Arthropoda; Insecta; Thysanoptera; Thripidae. Gene Ontology annotation, biological process: multicellular organism development; cell differentiation. Gene Ontology annotation, molecular function: protein binding.